AUGGUGGAUUACUAUGAAGUUCUAGGCGUGCAGAGACACGCCUCGGCCGAGGAUAUUAAAAAGGCAUAUCGGAAACUGGCACUGAAGUGGCAUCCAGAUAAAAAUCCUGAGAACAAAGAAGAAGCGGAGAGAAAAUUCAAGCAAGUGGCUGAGGCGUAUGAGGUGUUGUCAGAUGCUAAAAAACGGGACAUCUAUGACAGAUACGGCAAAGAAGGAUUAAACGGUGGCGGUGGAGGUGGAAGUCACUUUGACGGUCCGUUUGAGUUUGGCUUCACAUUCCGAAACCCAGAGGACGUCUUCAGGGAAUUUUUUGGUGGAAGGGACCCAUUUUCAUUCGACUUCUUCGAAGACCCGUUUGAGGACUUCUUUGGGAGUCGAAGGGGCCCCCGUGGAAGCCGGAGCCGAGGCACGGGCCCGUUCUUCUCUGCUUUCGGCGGAUUCCCCUCCUUUGGAGGGGCAUUUCCUUCCUUUGAUACAGGAUUCAGUUCCUUCGGCUCGCUAGGCCACGGGGGCCUCACGGCGUUUUCCUCCUCCUCGGCCUUCGGCGGGAGCGGGAUGGGCAACUACAAGUCCAUAUCGACGUCGACGAAGGUGGUGAACGGCAGGAAGAUCACCACCAAGAGGAUUGUCGAGAAUGGUCAAGAGAGGGUGGAAGUUGAAGAAGACGGCCAGUUAAAGUCCUUGACGAUAAAUGGUGUGGCCGAUGAGGACGCCUUCGCGGAGGAGUGCCUGCGACGAGGCCAGAGCGCGCUGCCCGCCCAGCCCGCCAGCUCCAGCGCCCGCUCGCUGCGGCCGCCGCGGCCCGGGCCCCCGCCCCGGCCGUCGGCGCACGCCGCAGGGGAGGACGAGGACGCGCCAGGCACCUUCUGCGCAGCGUCUCACACGCCUGUCUCCUUAGGAUUCAAAGAAGGCAGCAAGAGGAAGAAACCGAAGCACAGGGAGGAGUCGAAGAAGAAGAAGCCGACCAAGGGCCCCCUCUAG
Molecule: messenger RNA, 981 nt
Organism: Rangifer tarandus platyrhynchus (Svalbard reindeer)
Lineage: Eukaryota; Metazoa; Chordata; Mammalia; Artiodactyla; Cervidae
Source: the annotation of a GenBank genome assembly